Zeugodacus cucurbitae (melon fly) is the source of this 4628-nucleotide messenger RNA. RefSeq lists its product as uncharacterized. The record is from RefSeq and is a predicted model, not a curated record. The transcript has 8 exons. Gene Ontology annotation, cellular component: AMPA glutamate receptor complex; postsynaptic density membrane. NCBI's taxonomy places the organism in Eukaryota, Metazoa, Arthropoda, Insecta, Diptera, Tephritidae. Gene Ontology annotation, biological process: neurotransmitter receptor internalization; postsynaptic neurotransmitter receptor diffusion trapping; regulation of AMPA receptor activity. Bases 293 to 4180 code for a protein of 1295 amino acids. Gene Ontology annotation, molecular function: voltage-gated calcium channel activity; channel regulator activity.
CAGCAUUUUUACCACAAUUAAACAGUAAUUUGUACACAUGAGAACAGCAAGUGUUUGCCUUAAUUUCAUGUAAAUGUGAACAGCCACUCAAUUUAUUGUUUAAUUUUUAGUAAAACUCAAAACUAAAUUCGGUUAAACGCAACAAUAAAGUGUGCUCACGUGUUCGAAAGUGUUGCAUACUUCACGGCGCUGUUACACUAAUUCACAAACAACAAACAACGCAAAUAUUUAUGCGCGUGCGUGUGUGUGUGUGUAGAGAGGUGUCAUCGCGAACGAAAAGUCUGGAAUUAUUAUGCGCGAACAUAGCACAGUGCCGAAUGUAUUUCGCGUCGCUUGCUCGCCAAAUGUGAAUACAACAAAGCCGCAAAUUCAUAAAAAUGGUGAUGAUUCCAAGCAACAAAUACAGCAACAGCAACAGUCAGCGGAACAAACAGAACAACAGCAAAAACCGAAAAUAUUAGUUCAUACUUCAACACUGACAAAUGCAACUACGACAGCAACAACAAAACCAAACAACAACAGCAACAUCCGUGCCAACGGCACAGUCGGCGAUUUAACAAGCAAACAGCAACAACAACAACAACAAGCAUUGUCCAACGACAAUAACACAACAGCCACCAACAGCAGUAACAUAAGUAACGGUCACACACCAAAUACAAUGCAACCGUGCAACAUUGCAAAUUCCGCUAUGUUGCACAAUCAUACGUUGCAGCCGCAUAAACUCACCGCAACGGCGUCGAUUGAACGCACGAAUUUCGGUGGCAGCGUCACGCAGACUGGCCGUAGAGAGCAAUUCCAACAACAACAACAGCAACAGCAGUUGUUGCAACAACAAAAGUCGCAACAAUCACUUUAUGGCACGCUGCCGCGUUCCAUGCCAGCCGCGCUGCAACGUAACAGCAACAACAAAAACAAUCGCGAUUUGAACGGCAUCACCGCAUCCGGUGUCAUUAACACGAUUUCGGGCAGCAUCCCUUCGGCGACGGCACCGACGACGACGGCCGCGUUAGCGGCAGCAGACCGCAACGGCAGCCGAAGCAACUCUUCGCUAACGAGCGAUUUGAAUGGCGGUUACACCAGCGCUGCGCACUCGAAAUCGAAUAAAUUAAAUGGCAUUCAACCGCAGCAAAUGAAUAAGUCUCGAGAAUUUCUCGUAACGAGGCCAGGCGGCCGGAUGAGUCACCACUACCAACAACAACAGCAACGCAUGCGACAAUGUGGCAAUAACAAUGGCGUGCAACAGCAACAACAACAACACCGUUACGGUAACGGCGGCUAUUUGUGGAUACUGACACCUGUUGCCGCGAGCAUUUCAGUGGCCAUUGUGAUGGCGGCAAUCGCUGGGCCACAAUGGCUUUUCACCGAAGAAAAACUGCCAAAUGCCAACUAUAAUGGCACCGCUAAUUUUAAUAUGAUGGACGAUGGCGCUUACUUAACAAAAUACACCAAAUCUAGUUUGUGGAUUUUAUGUACUGCAUUGCAAGGAGUGGAGACAUAUAACUGCAUAAAAAUCGACUACUUCCCUAAGGAGGGUUAUCAGCCAGAUCCGCACGAUUCAACGCCAGCGAUACCAUACACCGUCACCAAGUCGUGUCCGUUCUUUCUGGCAUCGGGCGUCUUCCUUCUAAUCAGCUUCAUAGUCUUCCUUGUGCCCACCUGUUCGCAUCAGAAUAAUUUAUAUUACUUCAGUGCGGGCAUAAUGUUCAUCGUGUCGGGAUUACUAAUGCUCAUCGGAUUGAUUGCAUACAUUUCCAUACUGAAGGCGGAAAUCGGAUCGAAAUUGCGUUCGAGGUCCAGCUUGCAGCCACCACUCUUUAAGGUUACCUAUGGACAAAGUUUCUUCUUAUUCGUGAUCGGUUUCAUUACGACGGAGUUUGUGGGACUAUUGAAUAUAUUUCUAUAUAUUAGCUUACAAGAAAAUGGACACUACAAUCAUUCCGCACCUCUCCCUUUACAGCGACUGCCUUGUUUCAACAUCACCAAUCUGCAGGAAAAACUGAAAGAGAGCGAAAUUCCACAAAGCCACACCUACAAAAGCUACAAGCACUCGACAGCAGCCUCGACAGCCGUCGCACCCACAGUGCGCAAACCUCAACAAGGCCCACGGCUAAGCAGUAAUAGCCAUCAUCAGGUGCACAAUGUGUGUCUGCCGCCAACCACGGCCGAACUGGAGUUGAAUGGCAAGCUGUUGCAACACACCCACGGUUUUGUGCCCUGUCGCAAGCAUCCGAAUGCAGCGGAGGCGUUCGUCAACAAUGAUUUGGAACGCAGGUAUUAUUUCGAGAAGUCACAGCAGCCAAAGUGCAAUUUGCAUUCCAAGAACUUUGCCAAAUCUCUUAAUGAACUCUACACCGAGUCGGUGGCUGGCCUGCCGCCGCCGCCGCCAUCAGCCGUGAAAAUGGGCGGCACAUCGCAGACCUUGCCUCGCAUGCCGCUGCAGUACACACAAUUUGGCGACUUCACGCAGGACUAUCCGCUCACCCGCAGCGUCUCGACCACCACAGACAUCUUCCCCGGUCACAACUCGCGUCACACCACACCGCAUGUUGAGCGCAAAAGCCGUCGCAAUAUGGCGACGAACACACGACCCAUUGACCCAGCCGUGGUGACACUCAGCGAAAGUGAACGCGGCGAUGAAAGUGAAAACGAAAGAAAUGUGCGACGCCGACGCCAAUUGGCCGACAGCCAGUCCGACAGUUGCUACGAUGAUGAUGAGCCACAGCGGCUGUGUGGCUUGAAGCGGGGCAUACGAAAGACUAAAGAUGAACUCUUUCAGGAGUUUUGCAAACGCGCUGGCAUGCGUCCAAAGCCGAAAAACAUUUACUUCAUUGCCAGCGAGGAAGAUACGGUGGCGACAUCUGACGAUGAGGCACAACAACGUCGUCACUAUAAAGCCACAAGUCAACUUGGUAAUGGACAUCAUAAUGGCGGUGGUGGACGCAGGGAUUUUGGCAGAAAGAAUUGCGAAGUAGAUGAUGAGCAACAAAAUGCGAGGGAAGCAGAUGAGGAUGAUGAAGGGGAGGGUGGAUUUUCGCAGUUACAGGACGAGGAUGAGCACAUCUAUGUGAUUCAAGAUAAUCCACAGUAUGUGACCAAUCCAACAUAUCGCAACCUGCGUCGCUCCUCCAUGUUUGUCGAGCCAGCGCAUCUGCGCAAACUUAACUCUAAUCUUUCACUGGCCGCAUUAUAUCAACCCGAAAAGCCCGCACAGAAGAGCGCAUUCGCAGGGGACCGUAGCGACUCGGCAAUGGAAAUCUGGCCACCACCGCCCAGUUUUAGCAGCGGUGAACCCUAUUUCGCGGCUGCCAAAAGUGCCUACUACGGUUCACAAAACCGUCUACACCAGGAUUACCAGCCGAACGUCCAAAUAUAUCAGAGUCGCACAUUGCCGCGAUCCUUUCUGAAAAGUCACACGAACUCGCAGAACAGCUUGGGCUCGGGCUCGCUACACGCAAGCGCUACGGCAUUACACAGCAACUAUAGCAGCAGUCAGAAUCGCUUAACAAAUUUGAUGCUGCAACAGCAACAUCAACAACAACAGCAACAACAACUACAGCAGCAAAAUCUUUAUCUAUCGCAAUCACAGGCCGCCGGCAUCUAUAACUCAGCCUUUGCCUUGCAUAAAUCCAGCGAAGACCUUAGCGCGGCACGCAGCACCAACAACUAUGGCGAACGACGUCAGCAAAGGCCACAGAGCUCAAGCAACAACAAUGAUGGAAGACUUCAACAACCAACCGUGCAUUGGCCUGCCGCCAUACCGUCCUCACCAUCCGGCUACGCACCCAACUAUCAGCAAAUCCAGCAAUUGGGCGCACCGCCCGCACGUUCCCACCAUCCAACGGCACCACCCCAUUUGGCGCAUGCCCUUUUAACGCGCUCCUUCAGCAGUAACACCAGCGGCGGCGCUGACAGCGGCAUUGGCAGUGGUGGCGGGAGCAGCAGUGUGGUCAGCGUACCGCCGAAAUUUCAACGCGCCUACGCAUUCGAUGAGCAGCGUCGACCCAGCGCUUUAUUGGGCGAAACAUUUGACCCCGAGGAGCUCGAGCGUGAAAGACGGCGUUCACAUGCUAGUGUCUAUAGCGGCAUAUCAAUGAUGGGUGGACAAAAUGGCAGCAACGGCAUCAAUAACAACAACAACAGUGCUGACCACUACGACUUGAUUAAUGGCACGGCCGUUUGAGAGGGAGUUUACUGGCAUACCGCUAGCCGGCAACAGCCAGAAUGCGCUUUGUUGAAUUGGCUGCCAGCGAAAGUAUCAAUGGAAUGGCAAUAGCCGCAAGCGGUGCUUUGUCGUGUAUGGCAUAAAGCGGAAAUUGAUGAUUGUCGAUUACCAAAUGGUUGUUACGUCCGCCCUAACCCUAUCACCCCCCCAAACAUAACGGGCCAAAUGGUCCGCUUAGUGUAAUUAAAAAUGAAACUUAGGAAAACAUUGUUGCACUGCCAGAUUAGAAUAUGUAGAUGGAGCAUUCGAGAGGUGCCGACAAGAGAUGGCGAAAACGUUUGCCAUUUGAGCUUCGGUUUAGGGGACUGUAGAGAAUUUAUGGUUAACAAGAUUUAGUAACUAAGAAACUGCACUGAUUUAAAGGAAUGUAUUGUAAUUUGUAUGUUGUGCACCAAAUUAGAAUAAA